Brassica oleracea var. oleracea is the source of this 2692-nucleotide messenger RNA. RefSeq names its product clumping factor A. The record is from RefSeq and is a predicted model, not a curated record. Lineage: Eukaryota; Viridiplantae; Streptophyta; Magnoliopsida; Brassicales; Brassicaceae. The transcript has 9 exons. Bases 131 to 2464 code for a protein of 777 amino acids.
AUCCUUUGCUGUCUCGAAUCCAAAAUAAAAACUAAUCAAGUCAAAGUGUCUCCUUCUUCACGUCUUCUCCUUCCUCCUACUUUCCUUCCUCAUCGGAGAAGAAGAAGAAGACUUCACUGAUUCUCUCUCCAUGGAUUCGAGAGCUAUCCUUGAUUCCGCUUUGUUUCAACUCACUCCUACUCGUACCAGAUUUGAUCUGGUGCUGUUCUGUGGGAGUAAGAAGGAGAAGUUGGCAUCUGGGAUAUUCGAACCGUUCAUCUCCCAUCUUAAGUUCGCAAGAGAUCAAAUCUCCAAAGGCGGUUACUCAAUUUCUCUUCAUCCUCCCACUUCUCACUCUUCUUGGUUCACCAAAUCCACUUUUGAUCGGUUUGUGAGAUUCGUGAACACGCCUGCGAUUAUAGAGAGAUUCGCGACUUUGGAGAAAGAGAUCUUGCAGAUUGAACAUUCUAUUCAAGCUAAUGAGAUCGCAAAUGCUGAGCAAUUAUUACAAGAUGGGAGUAAUGUGAGAAAGUCAAAUGAGUCCUCCGAGGAGUCUGAGAAUGGCAACGCAGGAGAGGAAACAUCCAAGAUUCAGCUUCAACGCCUUCUUGAAACCCGAAGAACAUUGCUUCGGAGAGAGCAAGCAAUGGCUUAUGCCCGAGGUGUUGUUGCUGGUUAUGAGAUUGAUACUGUUGAUGAUCUCAUACUAUUCGCUGAUGCUUUUGGUGCGUCAAGGUUAAGGGAAGCAUGCGUAAAGUACAAGGAACUAUGGAAGAAAAAGCAUGGAGACGGGCUUUGGAUGGCGGAAUUAGCAGCUGUCAAAGCAAUUGCACCUGAAGACAUGUCGUUACUAGGUUCCUCAGGGAUUAUCCUCACCAAUGAAGCUGCUGCUGCUCCUCUUCCACUAAACGGGACACACUCCAGCUCCGAAAACAAAGACCAACAAGCCUCUGCUGUUCCAAACUUUCAGCCACCGAUGGGAUGGCCGAACCAUAUACCUCAGUACUACUACCCGCCUCCGUACGAAGGCUAUCCUUACCCUAUGAUGCCAGGACAAAACCAAGGAAACAUGCCAUGGCCUUCAAAGGGCAAAGCUUCCAAGAAGAAAGCAGAUUCUGAUUCUGAUGGAGACGAGUCUAGUGGGUCCACUGAAUCUGACUCGGCAAGUGAUGAUGACUCUGCUUCGUCUUUGGAGGACCAAGGUAAAAGACACUCUCACACCAGUAAGAAGAACUCUCGUCGGUCGUCCAAGAAAAACCGGAAGAAGUCAUCUAAGACUGUUAUCAUCCGUAACAUUAACUACAUAACCCCCGAGGGAAGAAACGGAGACAUGGAGGGAAGUGAGUUUACUGAGAACGGCUCCAUCAAAGACACUGUAGAUACUGCUGUCGGAUUCCUCAAGGAAAAUAGAGCUUACGAGAGUGAUGAAAUCCUGAAAAGUUCAGCUGAAGGCAAUGAGAAUUGGGAUUCUUUUCAGAAUAUUUUGAUGAGGCACGACGAUGAUGAGCAUUUCACACACAGAGGCUCCAAAGGUUUGGAAGACAAUAACAACGCCUCUGGUGAUUCCGUCGUUUUAACUCAGAAACACAUAGAAAACGGAGGAGGCGGAGCGAGGAGAUUUGAUCAGUUUGAAAGCGAGGAGAGUGCUCGUAGGGUUUCAAGAACGAGAGAUUCAACAGAAGAGUGUAUGUUAUUGCCAAAAAGAUCAGAGAUGCUAGGAGAUGACGAGAGCAAAGACUUGUAUAAUGCUGCUACAAGGGGUGGCUCACUGGUGAAGAAGUCAGGGAGUGGAGAGGAUUGGUUUGCUACAUCUGAUCAACGUGGAGUGAAACCGGAAAGCAACUACGGGAGCAUGUCGUUUGAUGAAAGCUGCAUUAUGAUGACAUCUGGAGGUUCUGAUCAGAGCAAGAAACAGGAGUUCGUUGAUGAUUCCUUCAUGGUCCGUUCAUCGUCGCUUGCUGGUGAUGAUGUUUAUGAUUCUCGGUGGAGACCAGACAUGUCUGCUGAUAUUGACAUCGAUAACGGUCAGGCGAAUGAGAAGCGUGAAGUGUCUAGCUCAUGGGAACCAAAUGACCUCUGUAUGAUUCCUGAACGCAACUCGGGAGAGUUUUUGGGGAAUGAUCACUCCAUUGACUUCUCUGUUGAAGCGAACGCAAGGCUAACCAGUAACGGAACAGCUCAGGAGAAAGAAGAUAAGACCGUGUCGAGCGGCGAGAAGAAGACCAAUGGGAAGAACCCGGAAGCUCGUAAGUCUAGAACUCCAGUUAGAACCAGAGGUGAAGCCAUGUCCAAGAGUGUAAAGAAACCGGUUGCAGCUAGCAGAACCAUGGCACAGAAGAACAAGUUCGAAAAGGAAGAAGAGAUGAGGAAGAGAAUAGAGAAUCUUGUUUUGGAAAGGCAGAGAAGAAUCGCUGAGAGAUCAGCCUCCACUGCUUCUCGAAAAGCUUCGAACCGACCUCCUUCGGUUCGUGAAAGGACCACAUAAGACGGUCCAGUAAAGACGGUUGAUUCAGUUAAAACCGUUGGGAACAAAACUGGAUGUUUUGCUGCGCCAAAUUAGGUGCACUUCAAUUUUUUUUUUAAUACAUUCCUAAAUAAGGUGAUGGUGAUACUCCCUUCAUUUUGCUUGUGUCACGAUUAUUUAUUUAUUAAUUUGUUUUUCUGAAUAUUGGUUUGUAAUUAUAUAUUUGUAAUUUGGAUUAGAGGUGCUCCA